UUUAUAAUUAAUGAAAUUAUAUUUGGGAGAAAUUGCGAGGCUCAUAUCCUAAUUCCUAAGGACAGUCAGUGCCUGCAAUUCAGAGUGAUUCUCUCUCUACUCUCCUCCCGUUACCAAUCAACAACCCUCAGAUAUUUCCGUAUUUGAUUGCUUAGUAGUGUAGAUACGCAGACAUGCUUCCUUAGUGUUUCUUGAGAGGUGACGAUGUCAAGACGCUGUUUACUGGUAGUUCUGCUCCUGUUGAUUGUAUUUACAUCGCAAUUUGAGUGGAAUCAACAAUUCGGGAACGAAAUCGAAGCAACUCCAAUUGUCUCGCGGAGGGAGCAGUAUAGCUCAAAAAGGGAAGAAACUGUCAAAGAGAAGUUGAUUUGGCUGCCAACUUCAUUGCAGAUCAUUCUCUCUCAAGAAAAGAAAAUUCAUAAACUUAAUGAGCUUAUGAGGAAUCUUCAACAGCAGUUGUUGGAGUGCAGAAAUCAAAUCUAUGUUGUUAAUGUCACUGCAAUCCCAUUGACUGAGCAUUUAACUGAGGUUCAGCAUCAACCGAUCCUGGAGGACUAGAGAUUUUUCCACACUUGUUUGUCUUUCAUACGCUUGGUACGUUCAAGAAGUUUCCUUUCGCCUAAGCAAUUUCAUUUUAAUUUUCGGUGAUAUGUACAUUGUUUCAGUGACUUCAUAAAACAAACCCAAUUUCCCCAUCCCCUGUCAAAAUUUAGUUUGUGACUUUGGGUUUCUUCAAUGUCUUAUUGAAUGUCUUGUCAAAAUAAUGUUCUGAAAUAAGUAGAUUAGGAGUUUGUUUUUGAAGUUCUUGUUGCAUAUAACAUUGACAAUGAACAGGAGUUGAAUUAUUUAUCAAUGCAGGGUUACUAAUUACUAGUUAA
Molecule: messenger RNA, 878 nt
Organism: Tripterygium wilfordii
Lineage: Eukaryota; Viridiplantae; Streptophyta; Magnoliopsida; Celastrales; Celastraceae
Exons: 2
Coding region: 205-558 (117 amino acids)
Source: RefSeq, a predicted model, not a curated record